GCCAGCACUAUAUGGAUGACUACAUUGAUAGUCUGCCGGAUGAAGCUACCGCCAUCAGUAUGGUAAAGAAUAUUCGCGAUAUUCACAGUGCGGGAGGUUUCGAAAUCCGCAACUGGACGUGUAAUAGCGCAAAUGUGCUCGACACUAUACCUAAGGAUAUUUUAGGUAAUACAGCUGUGAGGUUUGGACUGGACGAUCAUGAUGAAGGUGAGCGCACUCUUGGACUGAUUUGGUACCCUGCCAAGGAUGAACUGGGGUUCGAUGUGUCAUUCAAGCGCAUUCCCGACAGCGUCAUCAAAGGCGAACUGAGACCUACGAAGAGGGUUAUGUUGCGUGUUAUUAUGUCAAUUUUUGACAUUUUUGGGUUCUUGUCACCAUUUACUACACAAGGCAAAGUUAUGUUGCAGGACGCCUGGCGUCUUCAUAUCGACUGGGACGAUAUUAUUCCAGAUGAAUUGUAUAAAAAAUGGUGCAAUUGGUUGGAAUUACUGAAGGUUAUUGGAGAAAUUCGCCUGCCAAGAUGGUACCAGUCAUGCGCUGCCAGGUGUAAGAUGGGCGAUGAGUUGACCACAACUUUACCAAGCUCUUCCUUUCAUGCCGUGACCGAGCAAUGCUAUAGUGACUUAGAACUGCAUUUAUUCAGUGACGCCUCACUUAAGGCAAUGUCAGCGGUUGCGUACUGGCGUUGGAAGAGUAACGAUCAGAUAUGUGUCGCGUUUGUUGCCAGCAAAAGCCGAGUAUCUUCGGUGAAACCUCAAACUGUGCCGCGAUUGGAACUUCAAGCUGCGUUACUAGCAGCUCGACUCGCUGACUCAAUAGCGAAGGCACAUCGUUUGCACGUUACACGGCGAUACUUUUGGUGCGAUUCAAGUACUGUGCUACACUGGAUUGGCAACAACACUCGUCGAUACAAGACUUUCGAAGCUAAUAGAUUAGGCGAGAUCGACGACCUGUCACAAGCCUCUGAGUGGAGAUAUGUGCCAACAGGACUGAACGUGGCGGACAUUGCUACAAGAGAAACGUUCAAUUAUCAGUCUUUUCUCAAUGAGUGGUUCAAGGGACCCGAGUUUUUGUACAGCGAUGAGACUUGCUGGCCAGCGAACGUCCUGGAACCCGAAAAUGAAGUCGGCGCUGAAGCUUGCAUGACCGUAGUAGAAAACUCACGUACAUGUUUCCCGGUUCCUGACCCUGAGCGCUUCUCCUCGUGGCUACGAUUUAUGCGAUCUACCGCUUGUGUUCUCAAGUUUGCAAAUAAAUGCAGAGGUAUCGCACUUGACGACUACGCCCUGAUGGAACAAGCAAAGCAGUUAAUCCUGCGCCAAGCUCAAGAAGAUUCCUUUGCCAGUGACAUACAAGCAGUAAAGGCAGGAAAAGACUUGCCACGCGAUAGUCGGCUGCGAAAUCUAUCUCCAUACUUGGACGAGAACAAUGUUUUGCGCGUGAGUGGCCGCAUUGAUGCUGUUUCUGACGUACCUCAGGAAGCGAAAAGGCCCAUUAUUCUUGACGGACGGCAUCCUACUGCCAAGCUUUUGGUCAAGCACUAUCAUGUGAAGGCUGCCCACGGACACCAAGAAGCGGUAGUAAAUGAUUUAAAACAAGAAUUUUGGAUAAUUCACUUGCGACCUACCGUCAAAAAUGUUGCGUCUCGUUGCAUGCUCUGCAGGUUAAGAAAGGCUUCCCCACAGGUGCCUCGGAUGGGUGACUUACCUCAAGCGCGCAUGGCGCAUCAUCAACGUGCCUUCACCUUUUGCGGGAUCGAUCUGUUUGGGCCCAUGGAAGUCACAGUAGGCAGACGUCGAGAAAAACGUUACGGCGUUUUGUUUACUUGCCUAAAAGUUCGUGCAGUCCACAUAGAAGUUGUUCACACACUAACUACCGACUCAUUGAUUAUGGCGCUUCGACGAAUGGCGUCCCGACGCGGGUGGCCGUCGCAUAUUUAUUCCGACAACGGCACGAACCUACGCGGAGCAGACGUCGAAUUGCGAAGAUCCAUACAGGAGCUCGACGAAGAAUCACUUAGAGCCGAAGCUCUUAACAAUCAAGUUCGCUGGACUUUUAUUUCCGCCCGCCAGCCCCCAUUGGGGUGGGGCGUGGGAGCGCUUGAUUCGGACCGUGAAGCGAUCUCUUCGUGUCAUUUUAAAAGAACGAGCGCCUCGAGACGAAACUCUAAGCACUCUACUAGCGGAAGUAGAAGGUUACCAAUACAUGGCGUAUUUGACGAUUCGGACUUAGCCUUAAGGAAGCAAUGGCGAAUAGCGCAGCGAUUGGCCGACAUGUACUGGAAGCGAUGGAUGAAGGAGUUCCUCCCGCUUCUGUUACCGAGAAAGAAGUGGCAACAGGAGCAGAAGCCAGUGAGUGUCGGGGACCUUGUGCUUGUGGUGGACCCUGACUCGCCUCGAAACGUGUGGCCACGAGGCCUGAUAAAAAUGUCCUACCGGGAAAAGACGGUCGCAUCAGGGUGGUCGACGUCAGCACCGCUACCGGCGUGCUGCGCCGGUCUGUGGCGCGCGUGGCUCCUGUACCUACCCUAG
Messenger RNA from Cydia fagiglandana, 2531 nucleotides. RefSeq lists its product as uncharacterized. NCBI's taxonomy places the organism in Eukaryota, Metazoa, Arthropoda, Insecta, Lepidoptera, Tortricidae. The transcript has 2 exons. The record is from RefSeq and is a predicted model, not a curated record. Gene Ontology annotation, molecular function: nucleic acid binding. The coding region runs from base 12 to 2531 and encodes 839 amino acids.